Molecule: messenger RNA, 3360 nt
Organism: Sclerotinia borealis F-4128
Lineage: Eukaryota; Fungi; Ascomycota; Leotiomycetes; Helotiales; Sclerotiniaceae
Source: the annotation of a GenBank genome assembly
AUGGCGGAGGAAGAUGCAGACAUAGCUCUUUUACAUCAGUUACAGGCAGGACAAGAUGCUACGGCUUGGGAAGAUGGGGAUACUGGUACCGCAGAUGGUGAUCAACCUUCCAAUACAGAAGAUAACAACGAACAUGUCAAGCAAGAUUCCGUUAAAGAUGCCCAAGUUUCUCGUGCUUUGUCUCCUUCAGGCGCAGCUGCGUUGACUCCUGGCGGCGAUUAUGAUCCUUCCUCUAUCACAUCCCUUCCAGCGAUGGUCACUGAACUAGAUCGCUCAAGACCUAGUUCUCAAACUUCUGUGCGCAAACCAAAAACUGUCGGAGGAUUUAUAGCAGAUGAUUCUGAUGAGGAAAAUGACGAAUCUACACCACUUACUACUGGUCAUUUGCAACUUCCAGCUUCUGAUAAUUCCAAACGAUCUCCCUCCCCAUUGCAAAAUCCUGUUACCCAACAGGAAGUGUCUAUCAAGAUGGAGAAUCAAGAUGAUUCCAAGGCUGAAGCAUUAUCCUCCAUCACUAAUUCUAUGAACCCGAGUGACGUGGGAACACCCACAGCACAAAUUUCGGUGCAAGUGCCCAUCUCCGUUGGUACAGCACAACAUACCUCCGUCCCCAGAGCUCGUCUUCCACAUGAUAAGAUUGGUAUGCUUGAAGAUCGUGUCAAGGAGGAUCCGCGAGGUGACAUGGAAGCCUGGCUUUCUUUAAUUGGUGAACAUCGGAAGCGUAACAAGUUGGAUGAUGCGAGAGCAGUUUAUGAGAGAUUUUUGAAGGUCUUCCCACACGCUGCGGAGAUCUGGGUGGCCUACACCGAGAUGGAACUCGAAUACGAGAACUUUAGUGCAGCAGAACAGAUCUUUGGCAAAUCAUUGUUGACUGUCCCGAAUAUUCAACUCUGGUCGGUCUAUCUGAACUAUAUACGCCGAAUGAACGACCUUAAUGUCGAUCCCAGUGGUUCUGCUCGUGCAACGGUUUCCCAAGCCUACGAUUUUGUAUUAGCAAACAUUGGUAUUGAUAGGGACUCAGGUAAAAUUUGGCAAGAUUACAUUCAAUUCAUUCGUAGUGCACCUGGUUCCAUUGGUGGCAAUAGUUGGCAAGACCAACAAAAGAUGGAUCAAUUGCGAAAAGUCUAUCAACGUGCCAUAUGCGUUCCCAUGUCAAACGUGAAUGAAUUAUGGAAACAGUAUGACCAGUUUGAGAUGGGCUUGAAUAAGAUGACGGGUCGUAAAUUUCUUCAAGAAAGAUCUCCAAAUUACAUGACUGCAAGAAGUGCCAACACUGCGCUAGAAAAUCUCACACGGGGACUUCAGCGUACAACUUUACCGCGACUCCCACCUGCCUUUGGAUUUGAGGGCGAUCAAGAAUAUUUACAUCAACUGGAGCUAUGGAAGAAGUGGAUAUCUUGGGAGCAGGAGGAUCCGUUGGUUCUAAAGAUAGACGAAUUGGAUGCUUACAAACAGCGAAUAUUAUACGUCUACAGGCAAGCUGUCAUGGCAUUACGUUUCUGGCCUGAGAUUUGGGUCGAUGCUGCUGAGUGGUGCCACAACAACAAUUUAGAGAAGGAAGGAGAUAACUUCCUUGCGGAUGGAAUCGUCGCAAAUCCAGAGAGCUGUUUAUUGGCCUUCAAAAAAGCCGACCGACUUGAAUCUACACUUCCUACCGAAGAAGCCGGGAAGAGCGAUCUUGAAAAAGGAGCAAUUGUUCGGGCUCCAUACACUAAGCUUCUGGAGUCUCUGUAUGAGCUCAUUGCGGAUUUGAAAGUCAGGGAGACGAAAGAAAAGGCUAAACUUGAGGAAAACUCCGCCAUUGACGCCUCUAUCAGUGCAAUUGUGAGAAAGGCAGAGGAUGAUGAUGAUGACAGUGAUCCCGACAAAGAUGCCCGGGAAACCUUUAAAGCAGCCCAAUUGAGUGCUAUUACACAAGGUUUUGAAAUGCAGAGAAAACUUUUGCAGCGAACCGUAUCUUUCUCUUGGAUUGCACUAAUGAGGGCCAUGCGGCGCAUUCAAGGAAACGGUUCGAUUGAAGCAAAGACCGGAUCAAGAUUCAUCUUCGCCGAAGCUCGUCAGCGCGGCAUGAUUACAAGUGAAGUUUACGUUGCCAGUGCCUUGAUUGAACACAUGGUAUACAAGGACAAAUCUGGUACAAAGAUCUUCGAGAGAGGCGCUAAACUUUUUCCAACCGAUGAAGCUUAUCUUCUAGAGUACUUGAAGCACUUGAUUUCCAUUUCAGACAUCACCAAUGCUCGGGUUGCUUUUGAGACAGCAGUCAGUCGUUUGGCACAGAGACCUGAAACUGUUCACAAGACGAAGCCGCUCUAUGUUUAUUUCCAUAGCUACGAAUCUCAAUUCGGAACUCUAGAUCAGAUCAAGAAGCUAGAAAAGCGAAUGGCGGAACUCUUCCCAGAUGACCCAAAACUUCUGAGGUUUCCCUCGCGUUACAGUGCAGAUGGAUUUGACCCUACUGCUGUACGACCCAUUGUCUCGCCUGCUUCACAAAUGAGACCCAAGUUGGUUAUGCAAUCGAUUGAGCAAGCUCCCUCCAUUCCAGACAGUCCUCGACCUCAAUACGUGCAAGAACAAAGCCCACGACCACAGCAACCACCACAGUUCAUGCCGAACCAUAACACGAACUCACCAAAGCGACCUUUUCCAGCCGAUGACUUCGAGAGCGACCUCAACCCUCCACGAAAACUAGCUCGUGGUCAGUCUCCCCUGAAGGGGGCAGCAGGACGCAGAUUAGCGCAGCAAAAGGGAAUACAGCAAACGCAAGGAACACCCACCUGGCAAUCCAAUGCGGCACCCUACGUGAUCCCGCGAGACAUCACGUUUCUCCUUAGCAUCAUCCCUCGUGCCGAUAUCUAUGGUCGCGAUCCACAGCUGAAAGACGUUAAAUUCAAUACAAAUGCUUUGGUUCAAUUCCUUGCCAGAACUGAGGUGCCUGAUUUCGUGCAGUGGAAGAGUGCACGGGACCAAACUCAACAAACUCAACAAACUCAACAACCACAACAACGCUAUGACGGUAUGAUACCCAGUUACCAAGCUCCCAAUACUCGUGAAUCUUAUGGUUACGGUGUACAAAAUACUGGAAAUAAUGGAUAUUCUGGAGACCCGAGUCGUAUGUCACAGCCUGGUUAUCCUCCUGUAGAUGAUCGAGUUUCAAGCGUAAUUCAGGGUCAUGAUUACAUCAGGUCUCCUGUUGCACCUCAGGAUAAUCAAUGGGGAGGGGGAUAUAGCCAGGCGCCUUCUCAUUCACGAAAUGCGAGUUUUGAGAACAGAGGAUGGCAAGGGCAGCAGCAACAAGCUGGACCAUACACGCAAACUCAAUAUCCUGGAAAUGGAAAUCCCAAUGGCGGAUAUUAUCAUUGA